UCAUUCUGCAGCAAGAUAAACCUAAUCCAACCACACCUAGGCCACUGAUGUCUCCUCCUGCUGAUUCCUUUGGGCCUCCCACCACUACUAAGCCUGGAUUAGUUGCCCCUUACCCUGCCUACAGUGGCACAUUGGCUGGUUCCCCUGAUCGCUACAAUGGCCCUCCUCGUCCCAGCAGCCCGUUGGCUGGUUCCCCUGAUCGCUACAAUGGCCCUCCUCGUCCCAGCAGCCCGGUUGAUGCUGGGUUCCCUGGUAAUUACUAUGGUUCUGCUUCUGAUAACAGCUAG
Molecule: messenger RNA, 287 nt
Organism: Candoia aspera
Lineage: Eukaryota; Metazoa; Chordata; Lepidosauria; Squamata; Candoiidae
Exons: 4
Coding region: 48-287 (79 amino acids)
Source: RefSeq, a predicted model, not a curated record